AUGGGUUCGCUCGUCAGCUUCAUUGUCGUUUACGUCUUGGGGGGCAUCACCUUCAUCCCCUUAGUCCUUUUGGGAGCCUUCCUGUAUACCUACCUGACCCUCCCGGAUUCGCCCUCCUCCGACCAGUCAUACAACCGCAAGACUGAUGAGCUUCGCCGGCCCGACGACGACGAGCAUAGCUUGAAGUCUGGCACUGAUCAGCUCGCCGAAGAGUUUCAUCGUGCGCAUGACUCCGAAGUUGCGACUGGAUACUUUGCGGUCUGUCGUGAAUAUGUACCGGGCGGAGUCAAUGGAAAGCCGCCCGAGAGGACGACGCCUGCUGGGGAGGUCGUGGCCACUGAGAGCCCCAGUGUCUACCAAUCAAUGUAUCGGAGUUUGUUUGAAAGAAAGCAGACGCCGAGUAUUGAACCAGCAAAAUCAAACGGGAAGAAUGUCAAGCGAGCGCGCAAUGUAUUCUACAUUGUACUUCGUCACGGACACCUCAUGCUUUACGACGAUGCUAACCAGGUCGACGUUCGCUACGUUAUUUCCCUUGCCCACCACGAUGUGACCAUUCACAGUGGCGAAAGUGAUAUCCCCGAAGGCGAGCUUUGGAUAAAACGCAACUCCAUCUGUCUGUCGAGGCGACUGGACUCCCUUGGCGACCUGGGAGGUCCAACGCCGCCGUUCUUUUUGUUCUCUGAAAGUUUGUCGGAAAAGGAGGAUUUCUAUCUUGCUAUGCUCCGCAAUCAAUCAAAACUCUGGGACUCAGCGGAUCGUCCGCCGAAGCGUCAGGAAUUCGACGUGAAACACGUUGUCUCGUUGGUCCAGCGCCUGCAUUCGUCCGAGGAACAAAUGCAGACCAGAUGGAUAAAUGCGCUUUUUGGCCGCCUCUUCCUUGCUCUGUACCGCACACCAGAGUUAGAACAGUUCAUUGGCAGUAAGAUCGCAAAGAAGAUCUCACGAGCGAACAAGCCAAACUUCAUCAGCAAAAUUGGGCUUCAGAAGAUCGACAUGGGGGAAGGGGCACCGUUUAUCACCAAUCCCAGGCUCAAGGACCUGACCGUGGAUGGCAACUGCUGUGUAGAGGCAGAUGUUCAGUACUCAGGGAACUUCCGGCUGGAGAUCUCAGCCACUGUGCGCAUUGACCUGGGCCAGCGAUUUAAAGCUCGUGAGGUUGACAUCGUACUCGCUGUGGUUCUGAAAAAGAUGGAGGGCCAUCUCCUCCUCCGCUUCAAGCCUCCUCCAAGUAACCGGCUGUGGAUGGCAUUUGAGAGCAUGCCCAAAAUUGAGAUGGACAUCCAGCCCAUCGUCAGCUCAAAGCAAAUCACAUUCAGCCCUAUCCUUCGAGCCAUCGAGAGUCGUAUCCGAGAAGUGGUGGCCGAGAGCGUGGUCUUGCCAUUCUGGGAUGACAUUCCUUUCAUGGAUACCCACGGGCAGGCGUUCCGUGGAGGCAUCUGGCAACGAGAGCCUGCAACGAAUGUGCCUCCUCUGGACAUACCGGACGAAUCCGAGAACGCAGCUACACCAUCGCAAAGCCUCCGUGGUGCAUCUUCACUUGAAAGUCUGAAGGCCAGGGACGAGCGUGUGAUGAGUUCGCCUGCACUGUCAGAAUCGCACGCAGGAAUUGUGAAUGUGAAGUCUCGGAAGACGCCCCGCGUUUCUGCUGCGGAUUUGUCGCAUGGUUCGAGCGCUACCGCUACGGGCGUUGAGAGAGUGUCUGACAGCCUGCCACUACCCCGUGCCAUUCGAUCGCAGACUUUUUCGAAUGCAGCAGAUCCUAUCGUGACGACAGAUACUGCCAAUAAAGUGCUCGCAGAGGCCAAAAUUAGCGAUAAGAAUAGUGCCACCAGCGCCAUGAUCGAAAUCGCCAAGCGUUCUCCACCUUCUUCACCAAAGCGGACUCCAAGUAGCUCGCCACCAACCCUAGGGAUCACAAUGCCUGAAAAUGCUAUACAUAGCCGAAGCUCUUCGAUUGCAGACUCUAUCGAUGGUGUAAGCCUUCAUAGCGAUCAUGUCAUCCAGACGCCAUCGUCCGCACGCCUGGAAAACGUCAAUCCACUUGGAGUGCGCAGUCUACGAGGCAAUUCGAGCUCUUCUUUAGCCAGUGAGAAGUCCCGUCGUCGCAGCACAAUUGAGACGUCAGGCAAGUUUUCAGAAGAGAAAACAAUCGGGAAUACUGCAAUCAACAAUGCGGCAGCAGCUGCGAAGAAAUGGGGCUGGAGUGUAUUCGGAAAGGGGGAGUCCAACAACGACGAGACAUCUCGUUCCUCGGCGGAUAGCUUGAAUGUACCCAUCGGCCGUGGACACCCUCAUCCUCCCCCAGGGGCGCCUUUGCCGCGGCCGGACAAAUUUGCCCUGAAACGAAAUUCUGGAACCCUGCCAAAACGCAAACCUGUGGGAGCACAGCCGUCUUCUCCUGAGAGGUUGAUCCCGGACGUGAAAAAAACGGAGCUUCCUCCACCAUUGCCUCGCAGAAAGACGAGUGCUGGCCUUUCUCGGCCUGUUCCACCUCCCCCUCUUCCUCGCCGAAAGCCUGUUGUGCCACCUGAUGGUGCUGGCACCCCUGCGGACGAUUUACUUGUUGUACAAGCACCGCAUGACUCUGCUCCCGACAGCCCUGCCACUGGAGAGCUUGAAUUGGACGACAAGCUCACCCAGUCGUCUCUCGCGAGGGAAGAUAUGCGUCGAAACGCCGCAAUCACCAGCGGCGGCUCAUACCGGGAUCAGCAAGCUGACCAAGACCUUGAGCCUUCGCCGCCCACGGCCCACUCGCUUCCUUCAAGCGUUGACUCGAGCGAUCUUUUGCCCCAAGCAGGCCCCAGUUCAGUGCGUUCAACUGUCUGA
Messenger RNA from Penicillium oxalicum, 2826 nucleotides. RefSeq names its product SMP domain-containing protein. Gene Ontology annotation, cellular component: endoplasmic reticulum; ERMES complex. Lineage: Eukaryota; Fungi; Ascomycota; Eurotiomycetes; Eurotiales; Aspergillaceae. The record is from RefSeq and is a predicted model, not a curated record. The transcript has 2 exons. Gene Ontology annotation, molecular function: lipid binding. The coding region runs from base 1 to 2826 and encodes 941 amino acids. Gene Ontology annotation, biological process: phospholipid transport.